Molecule: messenger RNA, 1788 nt
Organism: Serendipita indica DSM 11827
Lineage: Eukaryota; Fungi; Basidiomycota; Agaricomycetes; Sebacinales; Serendipitaceae
Source: the annotation of a GenBank genome assembly
AUGGUCGACGAGAUCUCAGCCAGAGGUGAGGUCGUCCUCGCAGAGCUCAAACUCCUUGUAUCUCUCGCUGCAGAGCCAUCUAACCCACAUUCGGAGACUUCUAUACAACAAAACGGCGCUGCACCUGCUAGAAACCAUCCGACUAUCAUGAUCAAGACUCCACAACAGCCCCCACCAAAGGCUGCACCCGUCGCUUUUCCUCGUCGACGCACUCAGUCAAUCACAAAGUUGAACAAAUCGCCGCCAAGUAGCAAACCGAAAACAGACGAGAAUGUUCAUCCAGGAAAGGCCAAUCUUGACAUUGGGCGCGUCAAGCGAAAACUUUCUGGAGGACUGUCGAACAUACUCCGCCCGUGGCCUCUCGUUACCAAGACGCAGACACAGACACCGCCCGAGCGUCAGCCGCCAUCAACAUCAGUCGAUUCAGAGGAAAAGGGUGGUUUACGGAAAAUUAAGCGCAAAGUUUCCUCAAAUCUGCGCGCUAUGCGCGCCACGGCGAGCGAGGAGAAGCCACGCCCUGUCAAAGCCAGUAGCCAGCAGCGCAGCCGCGCCGUCAUGCUCGCAGGAGAGGACUGCAUUAAAGAGCGGGAAGAGCUCAUUUCGGCACUUGUUGGAGAGGCUAUGGCGGAUACAGAAGUACGAGAUGCCGUUCAAGCAAGAUGGGUUUCGGUUCCGUCUUCUGCAGAGAGAAUAAAGAUCAGAUAUGGGGAAAAACUGGCACGAUUUGGACCUAUUCUUGAGAUCCCAUCGAAGUCGUUAGCUGCGCUGAACGUGGAGGUGGUGGAGAUCCGAGAAAUACGGAGCGCCCCCGAGCUUCUCACCACUGAUGUGCCGAUCUUCCUCACAUCCUCGCACGUACCUUCGCUCGUCACAAGGCAUCCAAACACCCUUCUCGUUCAGCUUUCUUCCACAGAGCCAAGUGAAAACGGCAAGAGAGUCACUUCUCCGCCCACAUCAGCAGCCCUCGUAAUCAACGCCCUCAACGAGAGGUUAGACGCUAUCGAGAACAACAGGGACUCUUACCGAACGGAAGCGCCGCUGUCUCUCCUCGACGAGUGCUCUUUUGAGCUUCGUAGUGCCUCUCAAGACCUCGAGGCGGCUAGAAUGAACGCUCAUGCUCUAGAAGAACAAAUAGACGAAUAUAUUGCUCAACUUGAUACCCAACUAUCCGAAAUCAACGUUUCGCAACUAGUUCAAGAGAACAAACGCACUCUCCAAACGUCAUUCGACAAAUUCAAGUGGUAUCGUAUUUGGGACAUUGACACGGUCGGGGAUCAAAUAUCCUAUCACGUCGCUACGGGAUAUGGGGUUGCUCUUGAGCGCAAGCUUGAGUGGUACGCUGGUCUGAUGGCUGCGAGCCAAAGUCGGAUACGACAUCUCUGCGCAGACUUUAUGCAGAUGAUCCCUCGCUCUUUGGAUGCCGCGACCAUACAGAAUGACAUAGAAAGAAUACAGUCAACCACACCUUUCGUCGCCUCUUCGACCUUUACGGGCAUAGUAGCGCAUCGGCGUCGACAACUCAUGGAGAGUGUGACAAACCGGAUGCAAGCACGCUUUCUCCGGAGAGUCUAUAUUGCAAUGGCAGGUAUGCCAAUCGCUGCAGGCGCUCCCGCCAUGCUUUGGGCAAACGAGCUACUCAGCUCAACAUAUGCACUGCCAUCGGGGCUUUUGGCGAUAUUACUAUGUGUACGACAUGUAUCUGCCGGAUGGGAAAAGCUCGAACACACUGGUGGGCCCAAUAUGACAGAAUCAAUUCUGGCAUGGAGGAUGAUGUCGCGGCACUGGUGA